GUGGUAUUCACUCCUAGGUAUUUCGAACUCGAUGUGUAGCAUCAAUCGAAGAAGAUGAAUGGGGUCGAUGUUAAAAUUGCACGCUUAGUUGGCCGAGAAAGAGGCUUGUCCGUUGUUGGUGCAACGGUUGUAUUGGUCAAAGUAGUAUUGGCAGCUCGCGACGUUGUUCUGGUUGGCGUUCAAGCAGUCCAUGAAGGCUUUGUGGUCGUUGGAGCAGGCGUUUUGGGCAGGAGCAGCAGCAGCUGCAGGGGCAACCGCAGGUGCUUCUUGGCGCGCUUCGUCACUGCUACCGCCGAAAGAGUUGGCAACGGCACCGACCGCACGGUGGGCAAUCGCGCUACCGGUACCAAAGGCCAUACCGGAGGCAACAGUGCCCAGCAAGCCGGACAUCAUGCCGCCGCUUUGUUGCUGCAUGGGAGCAGGAGCAGGGGCCGCUUGCACGGGUGCCGGAGCAGGCGCGGGUUUAGGAGCGGGCUUAGCAGCUGGGGCAGGCGCCGAGCGGCGAGGAGACGAAGACGAACGGGAGCGGGCCAUUGUCGCGUGAGAGGUUCCUGCUGAAAGGUGAAAUGAGCGGAGUUGAG
Molecule: messenger RNA, 581 nt
Organism: Aphanomyces invadans
Lineage: Eukaryota; Oomycota; Saprolegniomycetes; Saprolegniales; Verrucalvaceae
Exons: 1
Coding region: 55-558 (167 amino acids)
Source: RefSeq, a predicted model, not a curated record